Molecule: messenger RNA, 2428 nt
Organism: Serpula lacrymans var. lacrymans S7.9
Lineage: Eukaryota; Fungi; Basidiomycota; Agaricomycetes; Boletales; Serpulaceae
Exons: 2
Coding region: 1235-1987 (250 amino acids)
Source: RefSeq, a predicted model, not a curated record
GGGCUGUCUUGUACCACCAUACCUUCAAAGUCUUCGGUCGAUCCCCGUCUCAGUUUGCAUUUGCAUCUCGACUUGUUGCUGCACUUUUUUUUUGUUCUUUAUAGCAUCAUAAACCUGUGCUCUCUGAUAUACUUACCCGUCAAAGUCCUCGAUAACUUGUUGUUCUUUGUCUCAAUUGCCAAUAUCGCCCAUCUGUGCUCUACAAACCGAUUUUUCGUUUCUUUGUGCAAUGACGACACUUUUUGGAAGCGUAGAUUGGAAGCGUAUUUCAACUUUUCCGACGAAAAGACUGCUCGUACUGGAUAGAAAUCUAUAUACAAAGGCUUAAGCAACCCUAGGGUCUUUGUAUGGGGGUGAGCACACCGCCUUUUUCUCCUUGACUUCGCCGCUGCAUACGGCGUAAACGACGAGAGGUGACGCGCUGCUAUUCGUCAGCGGAGAGAAAGAGGACCGAACCACUCACAGGCUGAACAGGCUGGUCGCGUCAUCCCCCGGUUCGCGCUCUGAGUACCUCCCCAGUUGCCCAACUCCACUGUAACGGCAUCUCCCACCAACUCGCCCACUGUUGCGAUGACUAUUCAUCGAACUGACGAGUCUUUGGCGGAGUCAAAUAGCACUCGCCACUCGCAGCCCCAGCCUACAUCUGCUGAUCUUCCCGCUAGUGAAUACUACGUCGACGAUGUCUUGGUCCGCUUUUGGUGGAGGCUGACUGCGCUAAACGAGAGGAAAGGUGGUGCAAUAACCGGGAAAUGUAGCAUAUGUGACAAUGUGGCAACAAUCCAGCAACAACCGUUCGGACUGAUGAGUCCGAACCUUUAUACCUUCUUUGGCUGCUUGUUCUGACGGUUCAGUCCUGAUUUCAUCCUUUCCUUGUGCUACUCCCCGCACUAGUUAUCACUUACCAUCACCUCAACUGGACAUAAUACCCGAUUAUCAGGCCCUCUCCUUUUUCCUAUAAGUAGUUGAUAGUCCUGUGAGUAAAGUUCAGCAUUCUUGAAUAAACUACUAUUUUUAUUUCUCGUUCGCUCUGAGAGCUCUCUCCCCAAUAACGCCACACUCGCCUUCGAACGAGUCAUGCACACUUCGGGAACAAAUCAGACGUUCUUACUCAGCAUGAUCCAUCUUACUCAGUGGCUACUUUAACGAGUACUUCGUCCGAUGUUAUCAACCACUUGUUGUCAGUCCUUGAGCGAAUUUUAACAUUGUGUGAAUAGUCCCUUCCCAUUAUCAUAUCAUGUCCAAACCAAUCAUUUUCUACGACAUUCCCAGCAAAUUGCCCGGCAAUGCAUGGUCCCCAAACACUUGGAAGACGAGAUAUGCUUUGAAUAUCAAGGGCGUUCCGUAUACAACUGUCUGGGUCGAGUACCCCGAUAUCGAAGCCCUCGCUAUUAAGAUAGGGGCUCUUCCCACAGACUCUAAGGGCGAUGGGAGUCCAUUGUACACUUUGCCCAUAAUUCAGGAUCCCAACACCGGCAAAGUCAUCUCCGACUCUUUCGUUAUUGCCGAGUACCUUGAUGUCACCUACACUGGCAAAAAUACGUUGUUCCCCUCCGGCACUAAGCCUCUGAUCGAAGCUUAUGAGGCUGCUUUGUUAAGCGCUAUUGGUCCCUUCGGACUCAUGCAGCGUGGCCAAAGUUGCGGUGUUCUCAACCCCUCCAGUGAGAAGUAUUUCAGGGAAACAAGGGAGUCAAAAUACGGAAUGAAGAUCGAGGAGUUCUCGCCUGCUGGAGCCAAGCGUGAUGCUGACUUGGCAAAAGGGAAGGAGGGCUUGUCCACUGUUCAUAGGUGGCUGUCGAAGAACGGAGGAGGAAAGUACAUCUUGGGAAACACGGUAUCGUAUGCGGAUGGUAUCACAGGGGGGUGGAUUAACUGGAUCAGAAUCAUCCAAGGGCCUGACAGCGCAGUGUGGAAAAGCUUGGCGAGUCACAAUGGAGGAUUUUGGGGGAAAUAUUUGAGUGAUUUGGAUACAUAUGCAUCUGUACAGUGAAGCGUUGGCAUAAAUACUGUAUUAUAAUGUGUAAAAAGAUAAUAUUUAUGAUCGCAAUAAUGGAGAAGCGCAAUUAUCGAUCAACGUUGGAAGCUUGGAUGAGAGGUAGCCACUGCAAUAGCGGAUAAGACUAGAAACGGCAUUUUAAUCGGGCAAGCCAUCGAGAUCAUCUCGUGCACUACCAUCGCGAGCUGAAUAUCGUGAUCUAUAUGGCCAACUGCCACUUGGACAUUGGCAUGAUAUGAUACGGCUGAGUACGGUAUGUUGAGAUCACAAGGACUGUGCAGUAUGGAUGAGCACAGGUGACAUGUUGUGUUGAGUUAGCCUAUUUGUUUUCCGCCUGGUAAGAAAUGUUUGAGAUCCUGUUGCUGUAGCUUUUUCGGCUGAUAAAAUCGAUAAAAGCAUGUGAAUGUUGUGGAUACCUGUGUGUUGGAAGAGUGU